Molecule: messenger RNA, 1496 nt
Organism: Aegilops tauschii subsp. strangulata
Lineage: Eukaryota; Viridiplantae; Streptophyta; Magnoliopsida; Poales; Poaceae
Product: transcription factor HHO6
Biological process (GO): regulation of DNA-templated transcription
Molecular function (GO): DNA binding; DNA-binding transcription factor activity
Source: RefSeq, a predicted model, not a curated record
ACAUUCCUAUCCUCCUCCUCUCCAACCAGACUUUCUCCGAGCGCUACCAGCUUCCUUCCAUCCUCCUUCCUUCGCCGCCGAGGUUUCCUUCGAUCGGGAGCGGUGGCGUGUUCCCUGGUUAUCCGUGCGUUUCCGUUUGCAUGGGGCUGGACGUCGGCGAGAUCGGGAUGCCCCUCGACCUGGGCCUCGACCUCAAGCUCUUCGUCGCCAAGACCGCCGGCCGGCUGGCCGCCGCGGCCAAGGAGGCGCCCGCCGUCGACGCCUGCAUCCGCGGCCUCGAGGAGGAGCGCCGCAAGAUCGAGGUCUUCCGCCGCGAGCUGCCGCUCUGCGCCCGCCUGCUCGCCGAUGUCAUCGAGUUCAUGAAGGAGGAGGCGGCCAAGAGGAGCGAGCGCCGCGACGCCGACGACAACGACAAGCGGAAAUGGAUGAGCACGGCGCAGCUCUGGGUCGACAGCCGCGCCACCGACGCCGCCGAUCCCGUGAAGGAGCAGAGGAAGGAGAGCGCCCUGUCCAAGCCGAUGCUGCUCGGCGGUGCCAUCGGUGCGCCCAUGGCAGCCAGCUGCCGUGCAAUGCCGCCGCCGGCGGCUCCCCAGUACUUCGGCAGGGACGACAAGAUUGUUGGCACACAAGGCCUGCCUGCUCUGCCCAUGAUUUCUCCGGCUGCGAACAGGCAGUUUUCUCCCCCUGUCGACGACCGCCAUCAGGCUAUCGCCGCAAAAUUUGCUGCCCCCAUGCCACCCCCGGGGCCUGGCUUGCAGACUCAUGACCAGCAGUCGAGGAAGACAAGGCGGUGCUGGUCGCCGGAGCUUCACCGGCACUUUGUUGCCGCCUUGCACCAACUCGGUGGCCCUCAAGUUGCCACUCCAAAGCAAAUCAGGGAGAUGAUGAAAGUUGAUGGCCUCACCAACGAUGAAGUGAAAAGCCACCUCCAGAAAUACCGUCUGCACAACCAGAGGUGCCCUAGCUCUUCUUCAGCCAGCCAUCCGGUUAUGCUGGUGGGCGAUCUCUGGGCUCAUCAGGAGCAAAGCAGCUCGCAGUCCCGGUCCCCUGAAGGCCCCCUUCAGCUCUCUGUUUCAGGGGUGGCCGUCUCGGCACUCACCGGCAGCGACAGUUCCGAGGAAGACGGCAGGUCGGUAGGCUAUAGCCGGAGGUGAUCUGAAGGCUUUGGGACUACCGUCGGAGAUUUUCAUGAGAGAGGUAGAGAUAGCUUUGCGGCAUGGAUGACAAUAACGGCAUGCACUCUCGAUCCAGAGGGUGUGGUGCAGGCCAUGGAUCCAGGGAUAUUGGGCGUUGAUCCCACGCCCAAAAAAUGAACUGAUCAUGGCCUUGUUCUUGUGAUGUACAUGAGGCUUUGUUUCGCGAGCGCUUCGGGCAGACCACCAAUUUUCGCCCCGAGAAAAUACUUACAUACAUAUAUAAAUGAGAUUCGAAUAUUGUUCAGUUGUUGCUGUGUUGAGAACUUGAGAUGAUGAAUAAAGGUGCUACAGUUUUUGCUA